Messenger RNA from Molossus molossus (Pallas's mastiff bat), 1218 nucleotides. It is a transcript of the gene AIPL1, whose product is annotated as aryl hydrocarbon receptor interacting protein like 1. The transcript has 6 exons. Gene Ontology annotation, molecular function: protein binding; peptidyl-prolyl cis-trans isomerase activity. The record is from RefSeq and is a predicted model, not a curated record. Bases 59 to 1045 code for a protein of 328 amino acids. Lineage: Eukaryota; Metazoa; Chordata; Mammalia; Chiroptera; Molossidae.
GUGCCUUCCCCGUGAGAUUAUCUCAGCCUGGGCUGGACAUCUUCCUCCACCUGGAGCCAUGGAUGCCGCUCUGCUCCUGAACGUGGAAGGGAUCAAGAAAACCAUUCUGCACGGGGGCACGGGGGAGCCCCCAAACUUCAUCACCGGAUCGCGGGUGACCUUUCAUUUCCGCACCAUGAAGUGCGAUGAGGAGCGGACGGUGAUAGACGACAGCAAGCAGGUGGGCCGGCCCAUGCACAUCAUCAUUGGGAACAUGUUCAAGCUGGAGGUCUGGGAGAUCCUACUGACGUCCAUGCGGGUCAGCGAGGUGGCCGAGUUCUGGUGUGACAACAUCCACACGGGGGUCUACCCCAUCCUGUCCCGGAGCUUACGGCAGAUGGCGGAGGGCAAGGACCCCACGGAGUGGCACGUGCACACGUGUGGGCUGGCUAACAUGUUCGCCUACCACACGCUGGGCUACGAGGACCUGGAUGAGCUGCAGAAGGAGCCGCAGCCUCUGAUCUUUGUGAUCGAGCUUCUGCAGGUGGAGGCCCCGAGCGAGUACCAGAGGGAGACCUGGAGCCUGAGCCACGCGGAGAAGAUGCAGGCGGUGCCCAUCCUGCACGGAGAAGGAAACCGGCUCUUCAAGCUGGGCCGCUACGAGGAGGCCUCCACCAAGUACCAGGAAGCCAUCGUCUGCCUGAAGAACCUGCAGACCAAGGAGAAGCCCUGGGAGGCACAGUGGCUGAAGCUGGAGAAGAUGAUCAACACCCUGAUCCUCAACUACUGCCAGUGCCUGCUGAAGAGGGAGGAGUACUACGAGGUGCUGGAGCACACCAGCGACAUCCUCCGGCACCACCCGGGCAUCGUGAAGGCCUACUACGUGCGGGCCCGAGCUCACGCGGAGGUGUGGAAUGAGGCAGAGGCCAAAGCAGACCUGGAGAAGGUGCUGGAGCUGGAGCCGGCCAUGCGGAAGGCAGUGCGCAGAGAGCUGCGGCUGCUGGAGAGCCGGCUGGAGGAGAAGCGGGCGGAGGAGCGGCGGCGCUGCAGGGACAUGCUGGGCUAGGGCGCGCUUGCCUCCGGCCUUCCCGGCCUCCCUGUCCCCGCCUCCCACAGGGCACCCCCACCAGCACACGGCCUGGCUAUUUCUGGUGCAGCUGGCUAGGGUUAUGGUGUCCCUCUUACAAUUUAAAACUAAUUAAAAAAAAUCUUUACUGAAGGAUAUUUUUUUCCAUUGAU